Trifolium pratense (red clover) is the source of this 3436-nucleotide messenger RNA. RefSeq names its product metacaspase-9. NCBI's taxonomy places the organism in Eukaryota, Viridiplantae, Streptophyta, Magnoliopsida, Fabales, Fabaceae. The coding region runs from base 2324 to 3274 and encodes 316 amino acids. The record is from RefSeq and is a predicted model, not a curated record. Gene Ontology annotation, biological process: proteolysis. Gene Ontology annotation, molecular function: cysteine-type endopeptidase activity. The transcript is spliced from 3 exons.
UACACCAAAACAGAUGCUGCUUUUUCCCACUCUGGUAUACAUUGUUGCCCUUGAAUUCAAGUGUUUUGCAGUAAUAUGCAUAUCCCGGUUAUUCUUGAAGAUUAGUGCCCAUCAAUCAAAUCUUUUUUCAAGAAAAGAAGCAGGUGAAGGACAUUUUCAUCUGGAUCAAUUGUGGCAAUUACUAUUGGUGCUUAUGCAUCAUUAGAAGAGACAAUUCUGUUCACAUUUCAGAAGACUCAACCAUUUUGCAUCAUCAUCCAGCAAUCAAAACUGCAACAGCCACCACCAUCAACACCUGCGAACCCAGAACUUUGCUCGUGAACCGCCGAGGAGUUCAUAUUUGAGGCAAUUAUCUUGCACAGAUUUCUUUGCAUAGAUAAAAAAUAAUUCAGCAAGUAUAAGAUUAAAGGACCAGCUUUCAGCGUUUAUAUGAAUUAAUGUUUGUUAGAGUGAAUCUUAUAUUUGGUAUGUUUCUUACCUUCCAAGAAAGAGACUAGAGAAUGCUUUGAAAACAUUUCCACUACAUUUUUGAGAUUUUAUUUAUUCAUGUAAUUAUUUUUGGAAAGACGUGAAUUGAUUGAACUUUAAAAUUUCUUCAGCUAAGGUGCAGAGACAAUUGAUGUGUUGUUAGGAAUAAGAUUUGAACCCAUAAUUCUUCUUUUUUCCACAUUUGAUGCGGGAGAUUCUCGUCACUUGACUAUUUAACAAAAAGAAAAAAGGUGCACUUGUGGAGGUAUGUAUUUGGUCGAAUUUUGUCAACUUAAUUAUUUUGCACUUGUGUGAGAUUUUUGUAUGUGUUAUGAACACGAAAUUGAUUUACAAAUAAAAUCAAAUUAUUUUCUUAUUAUAGACUUGAGGAUUAGUACAAGUUAGAGUGUAAUUUGAACGAGUGAACACGUGCAGUUCCUGUCACUUGCAAGAAAAGAACUAUAUGAAGUGUUACUUGUACGCAAGGACUGUUUCAAGAGCCCAGAACUAGAAGUCACUGGAUAUGUAAUGAAUACAGGAAAAGAAAAACAAACUAAAAUUUUCAAUAAAUUAUACCUACAUGAAUUCUGAACUAGAAUACUACAAAAAUACUCCUGUUCAAAGAACCUGUGUCAGAUUUUUUUGGGAGAGUUUGUCCGCCAAUUUAAGUCUCACAAGAUUCGAGGGAUUAAUAUUUGUAUAGUUGCACAUGGGAUAUUUGAUUUACGCCAAAAAAAAACCUCCAAAAACUAAAAAUUUCAUGCUGGCCAACUCACAAGUCACAAAACAAUAUUAUAAGAAAUCUGAACCAUUUAUCCUCUUGAUGAUUAACAAUCCCUUUCGUAUAAGAACCAGUUUUCCAUUUUUAUAAGAUUUAUUUGUACAAGGAACGGUGAACAUAUUUUCUGUAUAAAUAUUUAAAAAUAGAAAACAGAUUAAAAAUAAUGCGAUGAUUUUGUAAUAAAAAUAUAAAAAAGUUAAAUCACACAAAAGAGAACAUUUAUUAGAAUUUGAGAGGUCUAUACUCAAUCACAAAAGUUAACUUGAGAACACUACCCUUAUAAAAGCUAUCUAUGCCACAUCUCUAGCCAAUGUGGGACUUCUAACAACAUUUAAAUAUUGCUUAGACUUGAUCAAGCAGAUAUAAACUCUAACUUAAUCACGCCAUUCUUCUUUGAUUCUCAAUGCUGCUUCAUAAGAGUACUAGAGGUUCAAGUGGUAAGGGUAUUGAGUCUUCUUAAGCAGGUGGUCAAGUUUGAUUUCGGGCUACUCUUGUGUAUGAAAAAACUUCACUUGGGAGGCAAGAGUCCACCUUGUGUGUUUUACAUGUUCUUUGACGAAAAUUAGUAAAAAAAAAAACUUCAUACCCAAUAAGAUUUCUUUGGCGAUAAAAACUGUGUUAUGGUAAAAAAAGAAAAAGAAUAGUAGAGUAAUGCAAUAUAACACCAAAAUAACAGGAUUAAGUUAACAUCCGAUUUACCCAGUAAGAUUAGAACCAAAGAAUCACAGGUUACUAGUUAUAGUAUCUUUAACUACAUUGGCAAGCUUACUUGAUGAAUGAAUUGAUGAGUCAUACAAAAAACCAAACUUCGUUCACCUACAAUUAUGCUUUACAAGCAACAAUUUCAGUUCCUAAUUUAAUAUUCCAAAAUUAGAAGUUCCAUGGCUUGAAAGCCAAUACAAAUGUCCCAUAACGUUGCUUUUGGCAAAUCCAAAAGGAAUGCAAUAUUGCCACUCAAAAAUAACUAUAAAAAGAGACCCUUAAUGAAUGAUCUAAUAGACUUAAACCUUGUCAAUAUUUCUUUUAAUAAACUUGCUUUAAGAGUUCAAAUAUUUGAGGUUAUUGCAAAUUACAAUGGAAGGGAAAAACAAAAGGCUAGCAGUUUUGGUAGGGUGCAAUUACCCUAACACUUCUAAUGAACUUCAUGGUUGCAUAAAUGAUGUGUUGGCUAUGAAGGAAACAUUGGUGAAGAGUUUUGGUUUUGAUCAUUCCAAUAUUAAGCUUCUCACCGAUGAACCUAAAAACUCUUCAUCAACUAUGCCAACUGGAGCUAACAUUAAGCAAGCAUUAGCUGAAAUGAUUGAUCAAGCUGAAGAAGGGGAUGUGCUUUAUUUUCAUUAUAGCGGACAUGGAACUAGGAUUCCUUCGAAGAAAAAUGGACAUCCUUUUCGACAGGAAGAAGCUAUUGUGCCUUGUGACUUCAAUCUUAUCACUGAUUUGGACUUCCGGCAACUAGUGAAUCGGAUUCCAAAAGGAGCAAGCUUAACAAUUCUCUCAGAUUCAUGUCAUAGUGGUGGCUUAAUUGACAAAGAAAAAGAACAAAUUGGACCAUCCAAAUUGGAAGAAGAAAAAAAUGGCACAUUGAAACAAAGUGAUAAUAAACCAAAAUCUAUUCCUUACGAGUCAAUACUUCAACACCUCUCAUCAUUAACAAACAUAAAUACAACAGACAUUGGAACUCAUCUGCUUGAGUUCUUCGGCUCCGAUGCGAGUUUGAGGUUUCGACUUCCGGUACUUGAUCGUGAGUUGUCCCAACCGUUGAAGUCGGAUGAAGGGAUUCUGUUGAGUGGUUGUCAAUCUGAUGAGACUUCGGCAGAUAUGAGUCCGAAUAUGAGUAAUGGAAAGGCUUAUGGAGCAUUUAGCAAUGCAGUUCAGAUUGUGUUGAAGGAUAAUAAGGAGAAAUUAAGUAAUAGAGAGGUUGUGAUGAAGGCUAGGGAUGUGUUACAAAGACAAGGAUUUGUUCAACAUCCUUGUCUUUAUUGUAGUGAUGAGAAUGCUGAUGAUAUCUUCUUGUUGCAAAGUUAGAAUUCAGAUUUAUGAAAUGUUAAUCUAAGUGAAGAAUUUGAUGUGUGAAGUGGAAUGUAUCAAUGUAAAUCAAAGUGAACUAUUGUAUUUGUGUAUCAUUUGUUGAUAAUUGUAAUGUUGUAUGAAUUUUAUUUUAUAUGAAAUAAAUAAGUGGAAAGAUAA